AUGAGCUCAAAGUCCGUCUCGCCGUCAGUCGUUCCUUCUGGCUCGAAAGGCACACCCAGCAUCAAACACACAGCCAAACGGCGCCGAAGGUCCGCCUCAACAGGCGGCAAAUCUUCAAGCAGCUCGUCUGGUAGCGAGCUGGAUGAUGAGCAGGACAUGGCAGGAAGCGGUUUGCUAGGUGAUGGAGAAGCUGAAGCGCUGCUCGCGGAUGCUAAGGAGGAUUUAGCGGGUCAGACAAGCGGAAAGAGGCGCAGGACGAACCAGGCCGGUACUAAAUAUAAGUGAGCAGAGGACUAGAAUGGUGUAUGGACAAACGAGAAGAGCUGAGCUUCAUUGCUCCUUCCCUAGCUUUGAAACGACUCGAGCUGAAGCCCGUGAGCAGGCUGCGCAUGUCAAGAGCGCAGUAGAUGACGUGGCCUGGAAAGCGUUUCAGGAUCAAAGCGAUCAUGACUCGAACGUCGCUAAGGCACCUCCAGAAACCCGCACCAUAGAAGUGCCUCGCACUUUCCGUUUCGCUGGUGAAGACGUCUUGUGAGUCGCUCGGUGAGGUGUGCGCAUAUACGGAAUGAUGCUGAUGGAACAAUCUCGCUGCGCCAUCACAGGAAGUACGUGACACUACCCGUCAACCAUCCUGAUGCUGUAUCACAUCUCGCUCGACUCAAGCAGGCAGAAGCGAGCAGAGACCAACCAAGUGGUGCGCCUCACUCCUCGGGCUCUACACCGAAUACCGCGCCCCCGUCGAAUGGCGCUUCUGUCACCACAUCUGCUUCCUCGCUUCCAGCACCCGUCCGAGCCGGUCCUCGCAAGAAGCGUGGGGGAGGUCUAGCGGCACUAGCUUCUCGUACAGGGAACAGUGCCCCUUCCAAAAUGACGACUCUAGAGAAGAGCAAAAUGGACUGGGACUCCUUCAAAGGUGUUGCAACGUCAGGCGCAUUGGGCCGGUCUGAGAACGCUGAGGGUCUGACAGAAGCUGAAGUGGCAGAGAUGGAAGCUCAAACAAGGGGCGGUGCGAGCGGCUUGGGCAACAUCAAGGGAUAUUUGGAAAGGCGGGAUUUCUUGGAUCGAGUCAGCGCAAGGACGGAAGCUGCUGAGGAGGGUGCAAAAGGGGACGCUAGUGGUAGGCGACGAUGAUAUCAUGGCGUUGCUCCCAUGGCACCAACUCUCGAGCUCAGACAUGUGCAUCGGCUCUGCUCUAUCAUCGUUCAAUGCCAUGCAUUGUGCUAUCCAAAUUUUUACCAUUUCAGUUGCAACGCUUAGCCAACGCAAGUAAGUUCGUCUGCCUCGCAACGCCAGGUGGAUGUCAACCGAUGCCCGACAUGCGUGUCUCUUGAUUGUGACUGGUGGGAGGCCGAUUCAGCGAGCGACGUGCCCGGCCGGCGCGCGUCAACGGCGGCCUAUACCCUCAGCGAGAAGAUUCGCGCGCUGGCUGCAGACUCACUACUCACGACUGGAUGCUCGCUCGCAAAGGACGCAACUUACUCCUCGUCUUUCGUUCUUGUCACGAAGCAGUCUGUGAGUGACCGACAACUCGCGCGCGGCUCGAGCCCUCGAACCUUGCAGGUCAGCCAGCAUCUGCUGACGAGCUUCGAGCGCGACACGAAUCUUGCUGUUCACGAGUUCAUGCGACACUCACACUCACACUCACACUCGUCACCACUCACACUCCCGACUCCCGACUGCUGCUGUACGGUAUGCCGGACACGUCGCUUGCGCCAGCCUCUCUUGGCUCGCGACGCCCGGCUGCAUAUUCACGCCAACGUACAUGUAGGCGCUCACGUAGGCGCGCCCGCAUAAACUCGUGACUCGUGACUUGUGACUCUUCAUCUUCCGCCCGCCUUUUGAUCAAAAGUGUGAGUCGCAGUGCUGAAAGCUUGUUCUUGACAUCACGCUCGUCAAUCGAGCCUCUCGCGGACUGAUCUCCCAACACCUCAAAGCCCGGCCCAAUUUGGAAGAGAGACCAAACCGGACACUGCCGAGCUCUUGCUCGGGCCAUGAAAGCAGCACGUACAAUUCGGGCGCACGAGACUCAGCCCAACGAUUCACGAUUGUGAGACGCCGCGACCGAGGAUGGAGAGAGCCCACGAUCGAGCGGGCUUGAGGUAUCAUGCAGUGCAAGGCGUUUACACAUCAUGCAGCCCACCCACACUCGUUCUUCUGCCUUCAGUCGAAGCUCCUCUGUGUGACAAUCUUGGAAUUUCGGUUGCAUCACUGGGCGUCCCCGCUAGCAUCGCAAGAACAUUCACAGUACUCUGCAGAGGCUGAGAGGACAUUUACAAAAUAUCCGUGGUAGCAUAUUGUGCAGAUUGGUUAGCACGGACCGUACGUAGGAAAGCUAUAAGAAGACGGUCCAGCUCGGCCUCUACCCGUUUUCAACUUCUCCCAAGGAACUGGUUUCCCUCUUUGCCUUUACCCAAUCGCUCCACCUCUCCCUACUUCCCCGCCCUUCACGCCCCUACCGAUCUACUGGUGAGUAUCCCUGACGGUGGAUGACAUCCAGAGGCAUGCUCACGCCCCUUCCAUUGUAUGCUCUUGAUACAGGCUGGAUCACACUCUUUACAGACACCGUUGCAAGCGCCAUGAAGUCUAUUCUCUUCGUUACGGUGCUCAUCGCGUCCCUGGCCACCUUCUCCUUGGCCCUUCCAUUCGGCGACCCGAGUGCUGCCUUUUCAUUCACCGUCGUUCAGGAUCGCUCGCUCAACCGCGAGGAUGCCGCACUCAUCAAGCGCGUGCUGGCAAGCCAAGGAGCUUGCGGUUGCGCGAUCAGUCAAAGCGCCAUGAUGGAAUCCUGUCCUGCCGGAUCAAAGGCCAUUGGAAGCAGCUGCUGUGGCCACCCCAUCUGCUCUAACGGUGCUAGGCCCACCAAGCCCGACUUUCAAGGUGUGACUGGUGCGCUCAAGCAGAGGAGGUCCUUCAGCUUCAAAAGGGAACCUCUGGACUCGCUCGGUAAAGGCAAUUGUGCACUGGUCAAGUGUGCUAUGCGCAAUGAGCCUCGCCCUACUUGCUCUGGCGGUGAGGAGCCCAUCGCCAACGAAGGCUGCUGCGGUACCAGCUACAGAUGUCCUAGCGGCCGAAAGAGUCUUCUUGGUGGAGCCAGUGAAACGCUGAACAACGCUAAGCGCCAAAACGCUCCGGGGCUUCUCAUCGCUCCUGUUCCGAACGACCUCGAGAAACGUCUCAUUUCCACUGGCAACAGGACGCACAAAGAGCUUUCCGAACUCAAGUCGUGCGCUUGCGCUUAUAGGCCUGCGGGACCUCCGCCUACUUGCAAAGGAGGUGCUAAGCCUACGCAGUCCGGGGGCGCAUGCUGCGGACCUCGCUGGAGCUGCCCUAAUGGUCAGGAAGAAUUGCCGUCCGCCCUAUUCGGUCGAGACCUUGCAGCAAUGGACGGCCUGGAGGAGCUCGAAGCACGCCAGAGCUCUGGCAUCAGCCAGUCGCCUCCUGCUUCUCACCCACCUAGAGAUGUCUACGCUGCCGAAGAGGGAGCCGAUGUCGCCCCGGAACAAUUCGAGAGGUCGACGUCCGUGGUGAGGGUCGAGUCUAGACAAGCAUCUGGCAUUGGGCAAUCUCCCCCUGCCUCGCACCCACCCAGAGCCGUGAUCCCCUCUGACGUCGACGAGGAAAGUAAGCGCGCAGAGCUAGGCGAGUCGGCGGACGAAGAACUGCCUUCUAUCUUGGCCAAUUUUGCGAGAACUCUGCCACAGGUAGAGACCACGCCGUAG
Molecule: messenger RNA, 3719 nt
Organism: Ceraceosorus bombacis
Lineage: Eukaryota; Fungi; Basidiomycota; Exobasidiomycetes; Ceraceosorales; Ceraceosoraceae
Source: the annotation of a GenBank genome assembly